This is a messenger RNA of Xenia sp. Carnegie-2017, 1126 nucleotides long. Its product is annotated as coiled-coil domain-containing protein 189-like. The transcript has a single exon. The record is from RefSeq and is a predicted model, not a curated record. NCBI's taxonomy places the organism in Eukaryota, Metazoa, Cnidaria, Anthozoa, Malacalcyonacea, Xeniidae. The coding region runs from base 12 to 809 and encodes 265 amino acids.
UUAAUAUUUUAAUGAUGCCAGUGGGUACAGUAAAAAGUAAAAAACCUUCAAUCUUGCUAUGGCACGAUCUAGAUGUUCAACAAUUGUGUGUACUUAAGGAAAGUACUGAUAAAUUAAAGACAUUAGCAGAGAUGUUUUCCUUAAAAAAUUACAAGGAUGACUUAAAAUCGGCCAUUUUGCUAGAUUUGUACUUCUACACAAUUCAGUUUGCCCUAAAGAAUGGAUUCAAUGAUGAACAAACCUCUGGAUUUUUUUCAAUGAUUAAAAGCGUACACGAAAUGGCGGUAGAAACUCCAUACGGUAAUGUCGAUGAUGUUUAUGAUUAUUUUAAAGAGUUGUUGCUGUGUCAUAGCUUGAAACGACCACCGUUUAGUGUGGAAUUGUUUAGCUCUAAUCAAGUUCAAGCUAUUUCAGAUUAUGUUACGAACACGUAUUUUAAACACUUCAAGUUGUAUAAGUACACAUUCACAGCUAAAGUGAGAUUGGAUUUGAGAUUUGAAUACGCAAAUGUACCAGAAACACCACCUCCAGAUGAUGAGGAGAGUGUGGAGAAUGAAGGAAAGGAUAAUGCUGGUGAAGUGAAUGACGAAGAAGACAAUUCAUCUCAUGUUAAUGAAGAUGUUGACUCUCCAGCUUUGAAGGAACUUAAGAAUUUCAUUACUGCUACCUUGAAUGAGCAAAUUAAGCAGUUACGAUUAACCAUUGAUGAAGAAAUCGCUUCAAGCAAUGAAAAACUUUCACAAAAACUUGGCUUUGCUGAAAAAGACGUAUCGAAAAGUCCCAAAGGAAGCAGAAAGAAAGGAAGAUAACUAUUAUCUAUCUUACUGAUUGACUUUGUUUAUACAUGAAAAUAUAAACAAUAACUUUAGCAUUAAAAAUCCUUUUUACUCUUCCAUUGAAAGUUUAUGUCGUAUGUUAUUCCAUCAUUACUUAUCAUUAACUUAUUUACUAUCAUGUACUUUGUUUAUCAGUCACUGCUUUUCAUUUAUUUUUUAAGACUUGUAACUACUUCUUAUUUAUCUUCAUCUGCUUUCAUUUUCUAUAACUACUUCUUAUUUCCUAUCAUCUACCAUCAAUUACUGUCAGUUAAUUAAAUGACAGUAAAAUUAAAUGUCAAAAACCACCA